AUGGAUAGUUACCGGGGUGGAAAGCGUAGUUCCAUCUCCUUUGGGAGCUACCAGAGGCCCAUGGUGAAUUACAACCAGAGCGACCUGUCUUCGUAUGGUCCAAGACAUGUUUACUCGGUGGAACGACCUCCAGCGCAGCAAGCAGCGGUGGCUUUUUAUCCGUGUCGGUAUGAGGCGGCUUUUCCUCUGUUCGCACUUGACUGGAGCAGUGAGGACUAUGUGGCAGUGGGUUCUUACAAGGAGGACACUUUCAACAAACUACAGAUUCUACACUCUUCGGAUGUGAUGACGUGGGAAAAGAUUGGUGAGGAAAACUGCGCUUUGCCCGUUUCGCGGGUGCAGUGGUGCCCAACCGGUGGAUCGCAGCAGCUAGCGACGUGCUCAGACUCACUGCGGCUGUGGAGAUUCGCGGACUUUUCGCUCCAGGAGCAGUUGAACCUGUCGCUGCAUCGGUACAAUAAGACCAGCGGAGCGUCCGGUUCUGUUUCCAGUCUUGGACAAUUACCACCGGUGUCUUCAUUUCAUUGGAACGCGAUUGACCCCAACUUGAUAAUAUCCAGUUCCAUUGAUACUACGUGUACGGUUUGGGACCUGCAGGCCAACAAUUACGUCAAAACGCAGUUGAUUGCCCACGACAGCGAAGUAUACGAUGUUAAGUUUUUGACGCAAUCUACACAGCUGUUCGCCAGUUGUGGCGGGGACGGCAGUGUGAGGGUCUUUGAUUUGCGGUCAUUGGCCCACAGCACCAUCAUCUACGAGCCCAGCACCAACACCGGGGCUCAUGACGGCUCGGGAAGUGCCCGAAACAGCUCAGGCUCGAAGGCAGGGCCAGGAUCUGCUGCUUCCGGCUCUGCGUCCGGGUCUGCCACCAGCUCCAACGCCGGUAGCCAUGCGUUGCUAAGACUAGAACCCUCACCGUUCGAUCCCAACGUAGUGGCCACCUUUGCCCACGACUCCACAAGCGUGCUAGUGCUAGAUAUGCGGUAUCCUGGGGCCCCAGUGUUGACGCUGGAGGCCCACUCGGGGGCCGUGAACCAAAUCCAGUGGCACCCCUCGCGACGCAACGUGCUUGCUUCGUGCAGCGACGACUGUCAGGUCCUGAUAUGGGACCUCAAUACACAGCUGACGACGUCCGCGGCAGCGACAAAUGCGUCUUCUAAGUGGAACAACGGCAAAGCGGCGCUUUGUGUUGACUCGCCACAGCAGGCCUACAACGAAUCUCGCUACGAGGUGAACAAUAUAGUAUGGCAGCCACAGGGUGACUGGUUAGGAUGCAACAUGGGACGCCAAUUCCAAAGCGUCAGAGUUUAG
Messenger RNA from Lachancea dasiensis, 1311 nucleotides. The record is from the annotation of a GenBank genome assembly. NCBI's taxonomy places the organism in Eukaryota, Fungi, Ascomycota, Saccharomycetes, Saccharomycetales, Saccharomycetaceae.